Molecule: messenger RNA, 408 nt
Organism: Striga asiatica
Lineage: Eukaryota; Viridiplantae; Streptophyta; Magnoliopsida; Lamiales; Orobanchaceae
Source: the annotation of a GenBank genome assembly
AUGGCCGAGGCCACUUUUUCGGUCACUAAUACGGCCCCAAUUGGGAGGCCUCCGGCUAAGGGCUUAGCUAGAGUCAUCAUGUCAGGGUACACAUGGAAGGCUUCGUGGGCCCAAAGAGACAAUUGCAACUGCUACAAUGGAGAUUUUGGGGCAUUCACAGCAUUAAGAAUUACAAAAACCAUCGAGACACCCAGCAUCGUCACACGCAGCACGCACGGACUCCAAGAAUUCCUUGGUUGCACUGUAAAUGCCGCCUUCCCCUUGAAUUGGCUCCACAAACACAGCUGCAAUCUUCCCACUCUGAAUAAGCUCUACUGUCGCCUUAGUGUCUCCAUAGUCCAAGAAAGUGACUCCAGGCAUUAUGGGCUCGAAAGGCUUCCUGUAAUGCUCUUUGCUUGUCAGCGCUAG